AUGACGCGUUUCCGCCCCUGCAUCGACCUCCACGCCGGCCAGGUCAAGCAAAUCGUCGGCGGCACCCUCGACAGCGCCACCUCGGAGCUCAAGACCAACUUUGUCUCUCCCCACCCGCCCGCCUACUUCGCCAAGCUGUACCGCGACAAUGAACUGACCGGUGCCCAUGUCAUCAUGUUGGGCCCCGGAAACAAGGAGGCGGCGCUGGAGUCCCUAAAAGCGUGGCCGGGGGUACUCCAGGUCGGAGGCGGGAUUACGGAUGGGAAUGCGAGGGAGUGGGUGGAGGCAGGUGCUGAGAAGGUCAUCAUAACCUCCUACCUCUUCCCCAACGGCAAAUUCUCCCAAUCCCACCUCGACGCCGUCCUCGCCGCCCUCGACGGCGACAAGUCCAAGCUGGUCAUCGACCUGAGCUGCCGCCGCCAGGGAGACGACAAGUGGUUCGUCGCCAUGAACAAGUGGCAGACUAUUACCGACAUGGAAGUGAGCGAGGAAUCCAUAAAAGCCCUAGAACCCUUCUGCUCCGAAUUCCUCAUCCACGCCGCCGACAACGAAGGCCUACAAAAGGGCAUCGAUGAGAAGCUGGUCCAGAAGCUGUCCGAGUGGUGUUCCAUUCCCGUGACCUAUGCUGGUGGCGGUCGCAACCUGGAGGACCUGGAGACGGUCAAGAGAUUGAGCGGUGGCAAGGUUGACUUGACUAUUGGCAGCGCGUUGGAUUGCUUUGGUGGGAAAGGUGUUACGUUGCAGGAGUGUGUGGAGUGGAAUCGGAGGCAGUGA
This is a messenger RNA of Sordaria macrospora k-hell, 774 nucleotides long. RefSeq lists its product as uncharacterized. Gene Ontology annotation, biological process: L-tryptophan biosynthetic process; L-histidine biosynthetic process. The record is from RefSeq and is a predicted model, not a curated record. Lineage: Eukaryota; Fungi; Ascomycota; Sordariomycetes; Sordariales; Sordariaceae. Gene Ontology annotation, cellular component: cytoplasm. Gene Ontology annotation, molecular function: 1-(5-phosphoribosyl)-5-[(5-phosphoribosylamino)methylideneamino]imidazole-4-carboxamide isomerase activity.